AUGGAUAGGGGAAGAACUAAUGGAAGGAGAAACAACGAUGUGAUGAACGCACUGAGAGAAGGGAACAUAAAAAAUGAAAAUGUAGACGAACAUCAAUUCUGGACUAACAUCGACAAUCAGUACUUCUCCAAUUUUGACAAGAGAUUAAUUUCUGCCUUUGAGGACCACAUCAAAUGCACAGAUUACAUAUGUAAUAAAAUAAAAAACAAAAAAAUUAAUAAAAAAAUUUUCCAAAAUAUUAACUGUUACACCAGUUCAGUAAAAAUAAAAUUAAAUCCAAGUGAAAGAAAUAAUGACACGUCCAACAUUACCGAUUACAUUUCUCAAAAUAAAAAUCUGAUUUUUAAAAACGAACAGGAUGAAAAGGGGAACGAAAAUAACCAAGCACUUAUCCCCUUUGUGGAUAUUGUAAAUGAAAUAAAAAAGGAGGAAAACAUUUUAGGCUUUAAUCCAAAAAGUUACGCGUACGACAUUGAUAAAAAAAUUACCAAUCUUGAAAAUUUCACAUCAUGUGAAGAAAGAAAAAGCAUUAUCGAAUUUAUGCCAAUGGCGAGAAAUGAAUUCUUAUUGAAUACUUUGCAUCAUCAGAACUUGAGGAAUGGUCAUCCUGGUGGUUUCCCCUUCAGUAUGGGCAGAAAUUUGAGCCAUAUUCACGCGAGUAAUUUCAAGGAAAACAAUUUCUUCAUGAGGGCACUCCCCAUGCCAGGUCCUCCUACCCUCCUUGGAAAUGGCCACAUGCUUGACAUUCAGGAGAAUUUCAGAAAUGGCCAUCCGCACAAUGUAGAGAAUUUGGGCUACAUGGUUUCCCCACCCUUGGGUGCUACUCACCAUUUGAGCGUAAGGAAUGCGAACACUCCCUUUGUGAAUAUAGUCGAUAGCAGUGUUAGUCAUGGCGUAAACAACAAUGGAAGUGGCCACUUGUCCAAUUACGCCCAGUUUAAAAAUACCUCCAGGGAAUCAGGUGUGAUGUCAGAAUUUAAGAAGAUGGGGAAGGGGGUGGGGGAAGUAGAUGCUGGCUCGACUCCAAGCAGCGCAUCCCCAAUUACAGAUGUCGUGUCGACAAUUAACGAUCGGAAAGUUGGCAAACUGGCAGAGGACGCGAAUAACGGUGCAAAAAAUAAAGAGCACCAUAAUGACACGAACGUGCACGUUAAUCCAGGAAUUGGAAGCACAAAUGCGAGUCUUCUCCCGAAUGGCAGAAAUGACUCGAAUAAUUUAAUGGGUAACAAAUUGAGCGAAGCAAACAAGGCAAGCCUUCCAAACAGCAACGUCCUCCACCCCUUUAACGCAGAAAAUGCGAACACAGGAUGUAACAACGAACUAGCUAACCACACGAAGGGCUGUAACUUAUCUAACCCAAGCAUGGCGAACCAUUUGGGGGAGAAUUUGACCGGUGCCAAUUUUGACUCGACGAAAAUACGGGGCAACAACGGCGGGAGGAAUCAUUUGGAUAAUCCAACCGGCCAGAACCGACUCGAAAAUUUCAACAACAUGAAUAACAUCCAAAAAUUUGAGGCUUUCCCUAACAACUAUCCAUUCUUUAAUAACUGCUUUGGUAACAACAACUCGCUCCACAAAAUGAACGGUGUGGGUGUUGGUGGGGGAAUGAACAUGAGUGUGAACAUGCCCAUGCAAAAUAACAACUUUUUACUGAUGAAUAGCCAAUUCGACAACAAGAUGAGUGAAGAAAUGAACAUGUUCCCUUGUGCACUUUCCGAUAUGACUCGUGGUAUAUUUAAUCCUGCGAACAAGGGAGCAGGGCUCAAUGGCCCUCAAGGCGACAGCUACAGUGGGGGUAAGAAUGGGGAAAAAUCUGGUACUAAUGUGAGCAACGGUAAUCGGAGUUACACCGAAAAAUUGGGGGCCAGAAAUCUUCCCAAUUUUGGAAACACGCAAAAUAAUAAAAGCAUAAUAAAUUUUGAGCAUCUCCACAUGAACAGUCGUAUGAGUCAUGGAAUUGAUGAACACUCCCCGAUGUUCUUUGACAAGCAGGGAAACAAUAAAUUUCCGACGCAGAAUUAUCCCUUUUCGAAUAGCCAACUCAAUUUAAACAACGGAAUUGGUUCUUACAAAAAUGACGUGUUGUGUGGUAAACAGUUUAUGGGCCCCCCUCCUCCAAUGUAUGGUAAAGGGUUUUACCAUCAAGCUGAUUUGAUGAAUUACGAAAAUGUGAUGAUGUCACAUAGGGGUGAAGGUAACAUGGGAGAUCCUUACGACCAAUCGCUUAAAUCUAAAAGUGCAAAAGUUUCCUCCAAAAAGGGGAGUGAAACGAAGUUGAAAAAAAAUAUCGAAAACUAUGAACAUUCCAAGUCGCAGAUGGAAAAGGGGACGACUCUCUCCAGAUCCAGUAGAACGAACAAGCAGGACUCCAACUUCUUUAACCCCUUUUUGAAUAAGAAAUACGAUGGAGUUGGUAGGCUGCCCUAUAUUCAGAACAAACCUGUGCCCAACGGACUCCACAUCUCGAUUUAUAUUCCCAAGAAUUACGACUUUAGCGAAAAGAUCGACGCGGAUGGUGAGAACCACGGAGAUGCAGAAAAGAGCAACGGUGGGGAGAAAGCCUUUGUGAAGCGAAACAGCGGUGUGCAUGGAAACGGAGGUAAGGAAGAACAACCGUCUAAGGAGGAAGAGGACCUACACGAGAAGGAAGCGCUAGCCAAAUUGCUUACCGAAAUUACUUUUGGCGAUAGAAGGAACAUACUGAACCCUAAAAUGUCCGUGCAAGAUAAGGAAAAAUGUUACAACAGCAUUUUGGAUGAAUUGAAGAAUUAUGCAUCCUUGCCAAUUAUUCUGGGCAAUAUUUUGCCAUACUGGGAAAGGCAAAAAAAGAAAAAUUUACUUUAUAAGGUAAAAAAUUUGAAGCUGACCAAUGCUAAGUCAAAAUACAUUCACAUCAAGAAUGUCAAUAAGAAGAUAGCAUGCAGGAGAAUUAGGAAAAGGAAAAAACGGCUAUCAGAAAAGGCAAAUGAUCCGGACAAAAUUGAAGAUGAAGUUGUGAACAAAAGUUUGGAUAACUUAGAGAAGGAAAAAUACAAAUUUGAUAAUAACACCAACAGCUUAGAACUGACCGACGCCGAGUUAAAGAAGGUGCACAACGAAAAUAAGGAUGACGAAUCUGCAAAUAAUGUGGAUAGUAGUGAAGCAAAGGAGGAGUCCAGUAAAUCGGAACAGGCGCAGAUAGAGCAUUCGGGCAGCGACGUGAGGGAGGAGCAGCAGAAGCAGCUUUCCCUCAGUGAGCAGGCUGUGGAAGAGAACACAGAUGCCGAAGCACAAUGGGAGGCUCUUUCAGUACCAAAACGGGGAGAAGUAGAAGAUAUAAAAGGUGAAAGAAAACAGUCAUAUAUACAAAGUGAAAAAAUAGAGGUUGGAAAAACUAACCUUUUAAGCGACACCAAUGAGGAUAAGCAUAGCCAUGCGGUUAAUAGCCAAAUGGAAGAAUCGUUAAAUAUUUGCCCUCCUAGUAACAUGAGCGAGAGCAAGGAAUCGCAGGAGCCGUUGCCCAAUGAGGGAGGAGCCUCUUGCCCAGUGAGCAAUCAAGUAGACCAUGGAGAGACUAACCGGGAAGAUCUUCCAUCCAAUAACACAUGCCGAGGUCAGAAUAACAAUUCGAAAGGAUCCCAAAAGAAAAAGAACCAAAGUGUUUACCGUGAAAAUCAGAGGAAAUCCCCCUAUAGAAAAAAAUUACUAUUGAAGAAGCAAAAUAAGUACUACAAAUUUCAGUUUCUGAGGAAGUUUAAAUUCUCCAUUCCGAAUAAAGCCACUGUGCCUUUUAAUAGUUCCAUUUUUUCGCUGCAAAGAAAUCAAUACAAAUCGAAUAUUUACUUUGAGUUUAUAUUAACAAAUAUAAAUCUGGAUAAAUAUCGAAAGAAUAUUUUGAAUGUGAACUACAACAACAGCAAUUCUAUGACGAAGAAGGCACGUGCUUAUUGUAUAAAUUUUAAUAAAUUAAAAAAUCGGAAGAAGAAACUAGUUAAGAGGAGUACCUCAGGGCUGGGCGAAAUGAAGCCGAGUAUUUCUUCCUCCUCUGGAUUGAAGCGGAAUUACAAGAAUGACCAGGACAGAGCUGCACGGUGUAUCUCCAGUGAUAACAACUCUCCACUUGGUGAACUGCACAAUGGGGGUGCCUCAGAAUUUGCAGUGGAAGCAAGCAGCAACGACGCAGGAAUUCUCUUGCCGGGGGAGAACAGUGGAAGCGCAGUCGUCAACUACACCAAUGAGAAGAACGUAAAAAACGCGAUCGACGCGAAAAGUGCGAUCGAUGCGAAAAACAUGAAAAACAUUAAUAAGGAAAUAUGCGUGCUCUUUUCCCGGUACGUGCACAACAUAAAGGAGCAGAGGAAAAUCCUGACCAAGCUGCUUGAUAGCAUAAAGAACGAAAAGAAGAAGCCGUACAAGUACUGGUACUCCAUUGAGGACAAAAUGAUCAACUUCUACAUCAAUGAGUAUUUAAAAAAUAAGCUCAAUACGAAACAUACGUAUACGCUAUCCAAGCAGAUUGUAGAUUUGCUAAAGUUAAGAAUAUUAAUUAGCAACAGCUCGCAGUUACCAAAUAACUGGACUGAAAAGGCCCUAUGCAACAUUUGCAGUUUGGGAGAGGAUUGGGAAGAUAACCCGAUAGUUUUCUGCGACUGUUGUUACACGCCCAUGCACUCAUUUUGCACCGGCUCCAGGAAUAUUAAAAAUUAUAACAUUGUUAAGAGAAGCUCACAGAAUUCGGACAAGAACGAAUCGGAGGGGCCAACUGGUAAGCAAAACGAAUCCGUUUGGGCUGCCAACAGUGCGAGUAAGAAAAGCGAACCCAAGAAGGUUAACCUUAACAUAAUAAAGUCGCUUCUUUCGGAUUGUUACAUCAAUUUUAAUUCUCCCGUUAGUAUUUUUACUGCCUCGAGAUGUGGCGAAGUCGGGGCAGAUUGUGAAAAAGGUGAAGCGAAAGGUGAAGAUGACAAAAAUGAGGUUAGCCACCAUGUCGAAAUGAAAGCCCCUUCGUGCAGCGACCAACACGGGAAUGGACUCAAAGUGGAGGGUACAAGCCAGCCAUCUCGCGAAGCAAUGAACGAAGGAGACGGCCCCAGUGGAGAAGUAAAUAAAAAUUCGAACCCAACAUCCGCAGGGGAAGGUAGCACUAAUGUGAAGAUCGAAAAAAUGGAUUCGCUAAAAAAUGAAGAGCAGGACGAGGCACCCAUUUUGAAAGAUCUCCUAAGGAGUAACACAAAAAAUGAGUUGCAAAAUAAGCAGAGCAACCUUUUGGAAAGGGGAGAGAUAACCACCCCCAACCCAUCCUACAUGAUGAACGGCACAAAUCUUGCAGCCACAAGUGGAAGUGCAGAAAAUAAUGCCAACCAAGAGAGUGCAAAAAACCCGGAGGACGAACAAUGGAUCUGCCCAUUAUGCUCCUACCUAAGGAAUCAAAUUUUGUUCAUCGAAGAUUCCACCGCUUUUAAAAUUAUCAGAAAUUUAAGUGGUCCAAGGAAAAAAAAAGAAAUUGAAUACUUAUCCAGAUCUUGUGAUGAAUUUGGUAACUCCUCCCUAGAUAUAAAGAACGAAUUGAAGGAAUACAACCCCCCACAGGAAAUCACCAUAAAUAAGAACAAUCCCAUCAGUGAGAUUUAUAAGCAUAAAUCAAUUUUGCUGCUGUUCGAUAUCGACAGGGAUGUUUCCAAUUAUAAGGAGAAGUACAAUACCGACAUUAAGGACUCGCAUGACUUUUUCGAGAAAGUCAUUUUGAAGAAUACCCAUUUGUAUAAGUACAAAAUAUUUUUCAAUUGCAUUAUUGUGAAUAAAGCCGUUCUCCAGGGAGCGGAGACAGAAGAAGGUAAACCUAAUAGUAGUAUCAGCAGUGGUCACCUGAUUGGCUAUGAGCAGGCAAUGCACACCUCCCAGGUGAAUGCACUAAAUCCUGAACAUCUUAAAAUGUUCCGACAGGAACCGUUCCUUAUAAACGAAAACUUGGAAGAAAGUGAUGCAGAUGAUUCAAAGGAAAAUGAAAAAGAAAAGGAAAAGGAUGGAAAGGGAGAUAGGAGAAGGAAGGAUAGAAAUUCGCAUCAUAGUAAAAUAUCGAAAAGAGAAUUAAAGAGGAGAAAUAGAUUGAGAGCUAAAAAGGGGAAUGCCAACAAGAAGAGUAGCAACACGAAUGAUGCUAAUACAAAUGUGGUUGUGAGAAAAAGAGGGAGACCUCUGGGAAGCACAAAAUUGAACAAAAUUAAGUUGCUUAGUAUGAAUAAUAAAAACAACAGUAAAAAUGAGGACAACAAUUUAGAAGCCACGCAUAGCACUUUGAGUCUUAAUAAUGGUCUUCAGAGCAGCCCCAGCUGUAACCUUAAUUUGUACCCGGUUAAUCAUAGUAGCCAUGUUAAGAGCGAAACGGACUGUGACGCAAAUCAGUAUGCGCAUCAGAAUAGCAACCAAGGAAUGAGCCAGCCCGAGUUCCGUCGCCAAGAAGAUAGCAACGACGUGGAUAUAAAAAUGAGUCUAAAAGAAAAAACACUUGUUGCACAAAGGUAUUUUAGCGAAACGAAUGCUGAUUUGUCCCACUUUAUCAAUCGCAAUUUCCCCUUUUAUGAAAACGACUCGGAUGAGAAUAACCUAUUGUUGAAAUAUAACUACAGCAAGAACUUCUCCUUCAUUUUUAAAAUCCCCACCUGCUGCAUUUGCGAAUUUGAUUCCUUCUACUUGGGGGGAGGUCCUAUCAAGAGAACCAAAAAGAAAAACCAGUGGUGUCACAUUCGUUGCGCACUAAUAAGCAACUGCGUAAUUAAUGACAAAAUUGAAAUUAGCAGUAGGGAUAAGACCAAGUAUAAAUGCUCCCUAUGCUUGAGGACCAACAACACGGGAAUAAUUAAGUGUAACAUUGCCGAAUGCUGUAAGUACUAUCACAUAUCUUGUGCCACUUCGUCCAAUAAGUAUCUCAUCGAAUUGAACGAAUCUAACAAGCUAGUUCUGUUUUGCUCCAACCAUUCACAGAGAAAAGCGCCGACAGAAAUUUUAAGGAAAUAUCAAAUCCUUCGCGAAAAAGAAUUUAAUAAAAAUAAAUUGGAAGACAAAGUAAAUAUGUCCAAAGUGUUUGACGCAUACAUUUUACAAUCCUACCUCAAAAUUAGUGACAUGAAAUUAUUCAAUUUGUUAUCCUUAUCAUCUCUCUCCAUUUUUGAGAAAUUUGUUUACUUUAACUAUGAUAAGUAUAGCCAGAAUUUGCAGUCUAAUAUAGGCGUUAUCGACGAUUUUAAUGAUUUGUACCAGGCGUUUGAUCAGCAUUUGUCCAAGGAGCGCAACGAUAUGAUGAGUGCCUUGUCGGAUUCAGGCAGGGUGAAAAGGAGGACCACCGUCCCCGAGGUGGAGGCGACCAGAGUGGAUAAUGAACGAACCAGUACGUCGCUUGCAACGGAUACCUUCGCAACGGAUACCUCCGCCACCGCCAUCGCAACCGCGCCCGAUGCGGAUGAGGAACAGGGAAAGAUGUUUUUGGAGCUGGAGCAGAAGAACCGAACGAAGAACACGGCCAUCGAUAUAUUCGACCUAGAAACGAUAAAUAAAAUUAGCAGCACAAAGUGCAACAACAUUAUAAGCAUAAGCAGCUUCAAAAAUAUCUACAACGAAAACAUGCUGGAUGAAGAUUCUCUCCUGAAAUUACUGACACAUGAUUUCUUGUACAUGCAAAAGGAUUUACAAGAAUUGAACAGUGCCAUACUGAGUGAUAAGUAUAAAAAGUUAAAGAACUUUGAAAAUAUUUUAUUACUGUAUCCUCAUUUUAAUGAUUUUCAAUUGAGGAGGCUAUCGGAGCUUAUCCUGGAGAAAUAUCACAUCAAUAUUGCGAAUUAUCAGGAUGACGAUUCUUUUUUUUCCUUUUUCCUUCAUUUUCUGUCCUUGUUGAAUAAUAAAAAUUUAAUGUUGUGCAGUGUGUGCUUAUCCAAGUCGAAUUACUCACAGAAGGGGAGGGAUGAGAAGAAGUCCGGAAGCAGGGGAGACACGUGCGCUCUGGAAGAAGGAAAUAGUAACAUCACUGGGAAUGGUGACCAGGUUAGCUCCACUGUUAGAGGUACAAUGGGUGGAAACAACAGCCACGAAAAUAGCAACUACACCACUUACGGAUCCAACCUGAGGGAACAUCUGGAGAAUAAAAAGGAGCGCAGAUUGGGCUCUCUCAGUGUACUGAAGAAAUGCUCCUUGUGUAAUGUGUUCAUUUGCUACUUCUGCUGCCACAGAAUGAACAUCGACAUUAUUAAGAAUUACCUAAACGAGGGAGUGAAAUGUAAGCCGCCCAGCCAUGCAGUUGUGAAAGGGAGAGAACGCGUUAGAAACCCUACGCGCUCCAACAAAGUCGGAAGACCAAGCAAAAACAAGCAUAAACCGCACACGGAUGACACGACAAAUUAUAAUGACAACGUGGCAGCAACGGAUGAAAAUAGUGAAAAAAAACUGGGAGAAUCGGUUAUUGUCGUUGACACGGAUAAAUUGGCCGUUGACACGUCGGAGGGGCCCCAAUCUGUGGAGAAACAAAAUGGAAGUAAAAAUGGUUCCAUCGAUGUAGGUGUUGAGGCGGAGGCAGUUGGUGCUGACGCUGCUAAUGCCGCUGAUGCCGCUGAUGCUGCUGACGCUGCUGAUGCUGCUGACGCUGCUGAUGCUGCCGAUGCUGCUGAUGCCGCUGAUGCUGCUGAUACCGCUGAUGCUGCUGGUGACGAGGGGGAGGAGGCUGCACAAAAUGGGGACGAACCCCAGGAGAGGAGAAAAUCUAAUGAUAGUAAACUUGCGGACCAACGCUUAUCGUCAAAAAUUGAGCAGGCAAAAGAACACACGCACGAUGUAGCCAAAAGGAAGGACAACGAUGCCGAUUUUGUGUGUCCGAGGUGCCAAUAUUUUCAAGUAAAAAAAAAAAUAGGCUUCUGUACGUACUGCCCCAGAUUAGAUGGAUUCUUAAACUGCUUUGAAGAUAAGGCCAAAAAGGAACUACUAUUUGUGCAUCCCAAAUGCUUAGAAUAUGUUAAUACAGCCUAUUGCAAAAAAAAUAACAUGAACGAAACGAAACCGGGGGCAAUUAAAAAGGUUUGUAGUUACUGUAGAAUUAAGCAUGGAAUAGUUAUCACGUGCAGUAACACAGACUGUGACAUGUCCUUUCAUAUUUCUUGUGGAAUUCUGUUAGGGUGCAAAAUGGACAAUUUUUUUGGUCGCGUUGAUAUUUACAAUCCUAAGAAGGCCUAUUGUUUUAAGCACACCUUCCAAUCAUGUAAAAAAAACACACUAGCAAAUUUUAUCAACACAAAUAAGCUGUUCUUUUUUGAGAAUUUUCUCGACCACCCCUUUAACCAUUUGUAUAAUUUCAUAAUGGGCACCUACAUUUUUAAGCAACUAAAUAAGAACUGCGUUAACCAUUUGAUGAAGCCAAUCAAGGUAGAGGAAAAUCCGUGCAUCAAUACCAUUUUCGAAAGGACGCAACUGAACGUUUUGAGGAAAGCUACCCAUCUCUUGUCGAAUGAUAUUAAAAAAAGCCACAAGAAGAAAACGGGUCUAGGUCACGACCUCGAUGAGGAGCAAGUUGCGGCGGGGAUCUUCCACAAUGAGGACAACACAGGUGGUAAUCAUGACAACAACAGCGAAACAUUUUUUCACAAAGAUUUGAAAUUCCUAAUUGAACACCACAGUAGAAACCCAUCCCAUGCUCAGAAGAACAUGCAAGUAGAGGAUGCACGACAUGGAACGAACCACAUUCCUGAUCGCAUCAUGGGAAAAAAAGGAGCAACAGAUAGUACUAACUUACCACAAGAUAAACGUAACGCACUGCAGAUAGAAUCAGAUGGUGCAAAAAAUCCUUUUGCUAUCGCUAGUAACAAUGGAAGAUUCAAAAACGACCCCUCAUUUGUUGACGACAAUGCAACAGAAAGCGCAGUCUCAGUGUUAUCCGAAAAUGAAACAGAAGAACUUCGGUCAUUUCAAAAUGUUUCCUUUUUUAACUCCAGGGCAUGUUCCCAAAUUAAUAACAUAGUGAGCAAUAGCUUUAUUCAUCAAGCGAGAAAGUUCUCUCCGAACCAAAGCAUGAUGAUGAUGCCGUAUUACAAUGGUACCAACAUGAUCCCCAAUAACACCUAUCCCUUUUUCGAUGCCAAAUGUGAGAACAUGAAAAACGCUGGACACUUGACCAAUCUUGGAAUUGUGAAAAGCAAUUCACAGGGGGUUCUUUCGGGAAAAAGUGAUAAGUAUAACCAAUUAGAACGAAAGAGAAAGAAAUAUCUGCUACAGCCGAAUGACGAAGUGGCAAAGAAGAAUUUUCUCAAUGAUGGCAGUCCGUUGAGUGUCAACCUAGAUAUGAAUAGCAAAGCGGAUGGAAGAAAAAGAAGGAAAUAUCGAAAAAAUAAAAACGGAAACAAUGAAAACAAUUUUGAAAAACCAAAUAUUACCAGCAACAUGUUAAGUGCACCCAGUGAGCUAAUAAACUCAACACAGAUGAACAGCAGCCGUACGCAGAACCCAAGUGCUGCUUCCCAGUUUGAUGUCAAUAUGAACAGUACGGCAUACCAUCUCAACGAGCUUAUCGUCAGUAAGGACAAACAUUCCGUGGAAAAAGCAAAAGGUACCAAAAAGGAAUUGAUGAAAAUGAACCAAAAUGAACUAAAGGAAGAAAAACCACAUACACAAAAUGACGAACUCAUAAAGGAGGAACAAAUUUACUGCCCAGUGUGCAAAUGCUUCUAUGAAGAACUGAGUGACGGUUCCCCAGCGGAUGGACUAAAUUGGAUUGGAUGUGACAAAUGUCAAAAAUGGUAUCACUGGAUCUGCUGCAAGUAUUCCAUUGACAAUCCCCCCGAUAUGGAAAAUGACUGGUACUGCAACACCUGCCUGAACAGCUGA
Molecule: messenger RNA, 10836 nt
Organism: Plasmodium cynomolgi strain B
Lineage: Eukaryota; Apicomplexa; Aconoidasida; Haemosporida; Plasmodiidae
Exons: 2
Coding region: 1-10836 (3611 amino acids)
Source: RefSeq, a predicted model, not a curated record